Molecule: messenger RNA, 2184 nt
Organism: Fusarium redolens
Lineage: Eukaryota; Fungi; Ascomycota; Sordariomycetes; Hypocreales; Nectriaceae
Exons: 5
Coding region: 1-2184 (727 amino acids)
Cellular component (GO): cell septum; cell periphery
Molecular function (GO): chitin synthase activity
Source: RefSeq, a predicted model, not a curated record
AUGGUGACUUUACAUGUUUCGGAAGCUGAUAAUGCUAAGAGGACUAGUACCUCCUGGAGAAGUCCAUCCCAACAGGAAAAGAGCUAUCCUCCCCUGCCCUCAUUCUUCACCAAGGGGUCAAACAACAAAUAUGUUCUCAAGGACAAUGAUGGUCACUUUUAUGAUGUAUCCUUGGGUGAGAUCCUAGAGAGAACCAGUCAAUACGAUGGAAUGUCGUCUGAUGAAAGCAUUGGUCCCUCACUAUUCACUUCCUCCCUCUCAUACAAGUCUUCCUUUGACCAGACACCCAUCUCCCCAUUCUCAUCCAGCCCACCCACCAAGCCAAGCAGACCUUCUCUUGGGGAGUCUUCUCAUCAAAGAGACCUCAUUCUUCCUCGCCCGAGGCUACCUGAACCAGUAGCUCGACGACGAGAUAGUGGGUCGGCGUACAGCGUUGAAGAUGUCUUGGUUGAGGCUGUUGACUACACUGCCACUGCCACUCAAACCUCUCCCCGCAACUCAAUCCUGAAGGAAAAUUCCGCUCCUGCCCCCAAGAUUGAGAUUGACUCUGAGUCCCAGAACUUGGAUGAGUAUCUGAGGAAGUAUGGUCAGAGAAAAGUCACUCGGCAAAAGCACAUCAUGACUGCGUUUCUGAUUUCUGUCAAUUUUAUGUUCAUCUUUGCCUCUUGGUGGUGGCCUCGCUAUUACUAUGUCUACAUCCCAUUCAUCUCAUUCCCCCUUGUCCUCAACUGCAUCAUGAUCGCCUCCAUCAUCUGUAUCACUCUCAAGAAUCUCAUCUCUGCGGAGAAGAUCAUUGAGCCUGAUCACCUCGAGGACCUCAUCAUGAUUAUGCCUUGCUAUAACGAAACUCUGGAAGAAUGUACCAAGUCUCUUGAUUCCCUUGUUGAUCAAGUUGGUAUUGACAACCACAAGAGGGGUAUCAUGGUUAUUUGCGACGGCCGUGUCCGCGGCCCUGGAAUGGAGAAAACGACAGCCCAGUACCUCAAUGAAGACACUUUUGUCGAGAAACUCCACCGUGAGAAGAUCACCAGAGCUUAUAGAGCCUGGGAUGGUCAGGCCAUGGAUGUUGAGGUCUCAUGGGGUUACUAUAAGGGCGUCCCCUUCUACUGUAUCGUUAAAGAGAAAAAUCAGGGGAAACGCGACAGCCUCAUUGUUAUCCGGUCGUUUUUGUACAAGUUCAACAUCAGACAAACCAACCCCACGACAAUAUUUUCUUCUCAAUUUCUGCUCUCAAUGAGCGACUGGCUUACACAAGAGGUCUGCAUUUCAGAGCUUCUCAAAGAAUCAAAAUACCCAAAUACGGUGGGCGUUUGUGGCUAUGUUGCAGUUGAUUUCAAGGACGGCAAUUGGAAUCUGUGGUCAAUCUAUCAGAAUGCCGAAUACAUAAUUGCUCAAGGCUUGAGACGACUGCACCAAUCCAUUGCCACAAAAAAGGUCUCAUGCCUGCCAGGAUGUUGUCAGCUACUAAAAUUCUGCGACAUGACUUGCGGUGACAAGGUCCUUGUUGAGCUGUUUGGAUAUUAUCUUAGACCGCUCGAUGGCAUGAUCACACGCAUUCGAGCCACUGCUUCUGAAGUCAGAAAUCAUAUCUGUCAGCUUCUCACAACCUUCCCAGAGGCGCAAACUCGACAGGCUUUGAGAGCCCGAGCGUACACAGAUGUACCUCAUUCUUGGAGUGUUUUCUUGUCUCAACGACGUCGAUGGACCCUUGGAGCUACAAGCAAUGAUUUGCUGUUGGCGACAGCAAGACACUGCCAAUGGUGGGAACGAAUUCUCGCUUUUUCUAAUCCAUGGUGGAUCAUCAUGGCCUUUGCAGGCAUUAUGAUCGUACCACUCAUCUACUACGUUAUCAUGGCUGUCUGGCUCCCUCAGUCAAUGCUGGAAAGAUUCCAGUAUCUUUUCGGUCUUUUCAUCUUCGUUGUUCUCGGACCAUUUUUGAACAUUGCAGUCAUGGUCUUUGCAGUUUUUAACAUGGAUAGCUUUGGCUGGGGUAAAACUAGGAAGGUCAUCGCUGAAACCCCUGAAGACCAAGUUCAGGAAAAGCAAAGACUGGAGGAGUCUGGAAGUGGCUCAGCCUCACCACAGCUGAAUAAUGGAAGUAAACAGGUUGAUGAGACUGCAGCGGGAGUAGCUAUCUGGAGGCCAACAGUAGUAUACGUGCCUCCAAUUGCUCAACACCGGUAG